Messenger RNA from Polychytrium aggregatum, 2196 nucleotides. RefSeq names its product Aspartate/glutamate/uridylate kinase. The transcript has 5 exons. The record is from RefSeq and is a predicted model, not a curated record. Gene Ontology annotation, molecular function: aspartate kinase activity. Gene Ontology annotation, biological process: amino acid biosynthetic process. Bases 260 to 1933 code for a protein of 557 amino acids. NCBI's taxonomy places the organism in Eukaryota, Fungi, Chytridiomycota, Chytridiomycetes, Polychytriales.
GAUCUUCUUGCGAUCCAUCUGCUCGGCCAGCGCAACCGCAUCUGCUGCAUCGGGUCCUUGUCGGCUGCUGCUGCUGUGUCGUGUCUGCCCUGGGCGUUAUCAGCACUGGCCUCCCCGCUCGCCUCGUUGUCCAUCGGCAUCCUCGCACAUCCGCACCGGCCGUCUCGAUUAUCUGCUCGCUUGUUGCGCAAUCUUUGGCUCGUUCCCACGCAUAAAGUCCCUGUGUUCCCCGCUCCCUCGCUGCUCGCUUUCUCCGGCCAUGGUCCUGCGUUCUUUCGGCUCGUCCUUCCCCUCCUCGUCCCCCGCCAUGACCGUCCCGUACUUCACCAACGGCUCCCAUCUGGAGCAGUCGCUCGUCGUCCAAAAGUUUGGCGGAACCAGUGUCGGCACCGCCGAGCGGAUGCUCAACGUCGCCAACAUUGUCAAGUCCACUCUGGAAAAGUCCCGGGUCGUAGUUGUGCUUUCUGCCAUGAGCAGCCUCAAGAAGAGCGAGGGCACCACCAGCCGGCUACUGGAAGCUGCGGACGAGGCCUUGAUUCCCGAGUCGGUUCGCUUCAACGACAUUGUCGACUUGAUCGAGUCCACGCAUCUGAAAUCCGUCGAGGAAUCCAUCGUCGGCGACUCCGAAGCGAUGGAGGCCCUGCGUGAAGAGGUCCGCGCCGAUAUCGCUGCCGAAUGCAGGAGACUCAAGUCGUUUCUGGAAGCCGCUUCGGUCAUCGGGGAGAUCUCGCCGAGAACGAAGGAUAUCGUCAUCAGCACGGGCGAGAAGCUUGCUGCUCGUCUCUUUGCCGGCGUGCUGAAGAGCCACGGCGUCAAAGCCGUCUAUGUGAACCUUGAGAAGCUCAUCAAUCGCUACUUUGACGAAAAGGCCAUCGACCAAAAGUUCUACGACUAUCUGGCCAUGCGUCUCAGCGAGGUUCUCCACAGCGCCGCCUCGGCAUACGAUGUCGUUCCUGUCGUCACCGGCUACCUCGGACCUGUCCCCGGAUCCAUCCUUACCACCAUCGGUCGCGGAUACACCGACCUGACAGCCGCCCUCAUUGCCGUUGGUCUGAGAGCGAGUGAGCUCCAGAUCUGGAAGGAGGUGGACGGCAUCUUCACCGCUGAUCCGCGCAAGGCGCCGCUGGCCCGACUCCUGCCUUCCAUUUCGCCCGCCGAGGCUGCCGAGUUGACCUACUACGGCUCCGAGGUCAUCCACCCCUUCACCAUGGAGCAGGUGAUCCGCGCCAAGAUCCCCAUCCGCAUCAAGAACACCUUUUCCCCCGAAGGCGAGGGCACCAUCAUUCUGCCAGAGGAGCAGGACGACGGCGCCGAUGCGGACGAGUUGCCCAUGUCGCCAUCGGGUCGCAUCCGCAUGCCGCCCCCGCGCCAUCCUACGGCCGUUACCAUCAAGGACCACGUCACCGUCGUCAACGUUCAUUCCAACCGCAAGUCGGUCUCGCAUGGCUUCUUUGCGCAGAUCUUCAUGACCCUGGAUCGCAACGGCAUCGUCGUCGAUCUCAUCUCUACCUCGGAGGUGCACAUCUCCAUGGCGCUGUCGCCCAACGUGCGCGAAUACAAGCUCGAACAGGCCCUGACGGAGCUGCGCAAGUACGGCGAGGUCGAUGUCAUUCCGGAUCUGUGCAUUGUGUCGCUGGUUGGCCGACAGAUGCGCAACAUGGUCGGCGCCAGUGCCAAGAUGUUCUCGACCCUGGCCAAGAACAAGGUCAACAUCGAAAUGAUUUCGCAGGGAGCCAGUGAAAUCAACAUCUCGUGUGUCGUGUCCAUGGAGCACGCCCAGGUGGCCCUGAAGGCCAUCCACGAUGACUGCAUCCUGGCUAGCAUGCUCCUGGCCGAGGAAGAGGAGCACGCGCGGCUGGGCAAGAUCAUCCCGGCCCUCAGCGUCGUCGAUUCGGCGUGCGCGCUGGCUUCGGAAGAGGGCUCCGAGCAGUAGCGGCGAGCAAGUGGAUGAGCCUGCUGAAGCCGAUCAAGGAUCUGCUUUGUCCCCGGGUGGUGCUGACCCCAAGUUCGUUUUGCAUACUCCACCGCCCACACCUGCCAUGACGGCACAUUUGUACAACUGCAGCACUUCCCCUACCCACCUACCCACCCACAACACACCACGCACGGGCCCCCAACGACUCACGACCAUCACUUGCAUGAGAUGCGACGCUCCUCACGAAUACAUGCUCCACCGGCAUCCCGCCAUCCUCCCUG